AUGGGUGAUGGGAGUUCGACAACAACCAUUGAUACUAUCAAUGUUCCGCCACCACCACCACUUACCUCUCCACCACCAACAUCUACCAUUCCACCCACAUCCAUAGCAGCUGUAUCACAAAAUUUUCAAGCGGAAUUUAAUACAGAAGAAAACGAUGUGCUUGAUAAUGCCAUCAUGUCUGGUAAACAAUUCAAGAUUCUCAAUUCUAAAAUGAAUUCCAUUCUUCAAUUUCUGAAUGAUAGUGUUGGGAAGUCAUUUGUUAGCGGGUUUGAGGUCAAAUAUAUGUUAAAGUCUCAAGAGUCUUGCAUAAGGACUCUACUUGAAGAUGUUGAUAAACAUAUUGAUGAAAUGUUGGCUACUCAUUUUCUUAGUUUUGAUUAUGAACUUAUGGAAUUACAAGAUGCUACUCGUGAGCGUCAUGUGAUACUUGACAAGCUAGUGACUCAUUCAAAGGAGUCAAUUUAG
Messenger RNA from Lactuca virosa, 465 nucleotides. Lineage: Eukaryota; Viridiplantae; Streptophyta; Magnoliopsida; Asterales; Asteraceae. The record is from the annotation of a GenBank genome assembly.